Messenger RNA from Olea europaea var. sylvestris, 3069 nucleotides. Its product is annotated as putative zinc carboxypeptidase PFA0170c. Lineage: Eukaryota; Viridiplantae; Streptophyta; Magnoliopsida; Lamiales; Oleaceae. Bases 1 to 3069 code for a protein of 1022 amino acids. The transcript is spliced from 41 exons. The record is from RefSeq and is a predicted model, not a curated record.
AUGUCGUCUAUAAGGAAACAUAUUCACGAGGAUUAUAUCAAGCGUGCACAAGCUUAUCACCAAAAGAAGCAGGCUUUAUGGGAAUAUGUGGAGGAUGAAAGCAGUAGCUACAACUACAAGAAAAGAAGCCUGGAGAAAAUUCAGAAUGGAAAUGAGAUUCAACGGGAAGAAUAUGCGGAGGAUGAAAGCAGCCGCUACAACUAUGAGGAAAGAAGUCUGGAUAAAAUUCGGAAUGGAAAUGAAGAUUAUGCAAAGGACGAAAGCAGCCGCUAUAACUACGAGGAAAAGAGUCUGGAGAAAUUUCGGAAUGAAAAUGAGGACAAAAGCAGCCGCUACAACUACGAGGAAAGGAGUCCGGAGAAAUUUCGAAAUGAAAAUGAGGAGGAAUAUGUGGAGGGCAAAAGCAAUCGCUACAACUAUAAGGAAAGAAGUCUAGAGAAAAUUCAAAAUGGAAUUAGGUAUGAAUUGCUCAUCAAUUUUGGAUCGGGAGGAAUAUGUGGAGAACGAAAGCAGCCGCUAAACUACGAGGAAAUGAGUCUAGAGAAAAUUCGAAAUGGAAAUGAGGGGAAAUAUGUGGUGGACGAAAGUAGCCGCUACAACUUCGAGGAAAGGAUUCUUGAGAAAAUUUGGAAUGAAAAUGAGGAAUAUGUGGAGGACGAAAACAACCACUACAAGUAUGAGGAAAAGAGCUUAGAGAAAAUUCGGAAUGAAAAUAAGGAAUUUGUGGAGGACAAUAGAGGCCGUGACUACGAGGAAAUGAGAUUGGAGAAAAUUCUAAAUGGAAAUUACGAGGAGUAUGCAGAGAAUGAAAGCAGUCGCUACAACUACAAGAAAAGGAAUCUGGAGAAAUUUCGGAAUGAAAAUGACGAGGAAUAUGUGGAGAAUGAAAGCAGCCGCUACAACGACGUGGAAAUGAAUCUAGAGAAAAUUCGAAAUGGAAAUGAGAAAGAAUAUGUAGAGGAAGAAAGCAACCGCUACAACUACGAGGAAAAGAUUCUAGAGAAAAUUCGGAGUGAAAAUAAGAAGGAAUAUGUAGAAGAUGAAAGCAAUCGCUACAACUAUGAGAAAAGGAUUCUGGAGAAAAUUUGGAGUGGAAAUAAGUAUAUGAAGGACGAAAGCAUCCGCUACAACUACAAGGAAAGGAGUUUGGAGAAAUUUCGGAAUGAAAAUGAGUAUAUGAAGGACGAAAGCAUCCGCUACAACUACAAGGAAAGGAGUUUGGAGAAAUUUCGGAAUGAAAAUGAGUAUAUGAAGGACGAAAGCAUCCGCUACAACUACAAGGAAAGGAGUUUGGAGAAAUUUCGGAAUGAAAAUGAGUAUAUGAAGGACGAAAGCAUCCGCUACAACUACAAGGAAAGGAGUUUGGAGAAAUUUCGGAAUGAAAAUGAGUAUAUGAAGGACGAAAGCAUCCGCUACAACUACAAGGAAAGGAGUUUGGAGAAAUUUCGGAAUGAAAAUGAGUAUAUGAAGGACGAAAGCAUCCGCUACAACUACAAGGAAAGGAGUUUGGAGAAAUUUCGGAAUGAAAAUGAGUAUAUGAAGGACGAAAGCAUCCGCUACAACUACAAGGAAAGGAGUUUGGAGAAAUUUCGGAAUGAAAAUGAGUAUAUGAAGGACGAAAGCAUCCGCUACAACUACAAGGAAAGGAGUUUGGAGAAAUUUCGGAAUGAAAAUGAGUAUAUGAAGGACGAAAGCAUCCGCUACAACUACAAGGAAAGGAGUUUGGAGAAAUUUCGGAAUGAAAAUGAGUAUAUGAAGGACGAAAGCAUCCGCUACAACUACAAGGAAAGGAGUUUGGAGAAAUUUCGGAAUGAAAAUGAGUAUAUGAAGGACGAAAGCAUCCGCUACAACUACAAGGAAAGGAGUUUGGAGAAAUUUCGGAAUGAAAAUGAGUAUAUGAAGGACGAAAGCAUCCGCUACAACUACAAGGAAAGGAGUUUGGAGAAAUUUCGGAAUGAAAAUGAGUAUAUGAAGGACGAAAGCAUCCGCUACAACUACAAGGAAAGGAGUUUGGAGAAAUUUCGGAAUGAAAAUGAGUAUAUGAAGGACGAAAGCAUCCGCUACAACUACAAGGAAAGGAGUUUGGAGAAAUUUCGGAAUGAAAAUGAGUAUAUGAAGGACGAAAGCAUCCGCUACAACUACAAGGAAAGGAGUUUGGAGAAAUUUCGGAAUGAAAAUGAGUAUAUGAAGGACGAAAGCAUCCGCUACAACUACAAGGAAAGGAGUUUGGAGAAAUUUCGGAAUGAAAAUGAGUAUAUGAAGGACGAAAGCAUCCGCUACAACUACAAGGAAAGGAGUUUGGAGAAAUUUCGGAAUGAAAAUGAGUAUAUGAAGGACGAAAGCAUCCGCUACAACUACAAGGAAAGGAGUUUGGAGAAAUUUCGGAAUGAAAAUGAGUAUAUGAAGGACGAAAGCAUCCGCUACAACUACAAGGAAAGGAGUUUGGAGAAAUUUCGGAAUGAAAAUGAGUAUAUGAAGGACGAAAGCAUCCGCUACAACUACAAGGAAAGGAGUUUGGAGAAAUUUCGGAAUGAAAAUGAGGAGUACAUAGAGGAGGAAUGCAACGGCUACAACUACGAGGAAAGGAUUCUGGAGAAAAUUCGAAAAGGAAAUGAGUAUGUGGAGGACGAAAGAAGCUGCUACAACUACAAGGAAAGGAGUUUGGAGAAAUUUUGGACUGAAAAUGAGGAGUACAUAGAGGAGGAAUGCAACCGCUACAACUACGAGGAAAGGAUUCUGGAUAAAAUUCGGAAUGAAAAUGAGGAGUACAUAGAGGAGGAAUGCAACCGCUACAACUACGAGGAAAGGAUUCUGGAGAAAAUUCGAAAAGGAAAUGAGGAGUACAUGGACGAUGAAAGCAGCCGCUACAACUACAAGGAAAGGAGUUUGGAGAAAUUUUGGACUGAAAAUGAGGAGUACAUAGAGGAGGAAUGCAACCGCUACAACUACGAGGAAAGGAUUCUGGAUAAAAUUCGGAAUGAAAAUGAGGAGUACGUAGAGGAGGGAUACAACCGCUACAACUACGAAGAAAAGAUUCUGGAGAAAAUUCGGAAUGGAAAUGAGGAAUGA